This is a messenger RNA of Caenorhabditis remanei, 558 nucleotides long. RefSeq lists its product as uncharacterized. The record is from RefSeq and is a predicted model, not a curated record. Bases 1 to 558 code for a protein of 185 amino acids. The transcript has 6 exons. Lineage: Eukaryota; Metazoa; Nematoda; Chromadorea; Rhabditida; Rhabditidae.
AUGGCGAGGUGUCACCGGUCUUCAACUGGUAGCCAUUAUGAAGUGCAAGAAUCCGAAAUGCGGCAGGAGCGUAUUCGUCCUUGUAGAAUUAUUGUAAAUGAUGACCAUAGAGAAAGUUGCUCAAAGAGAUGUUUCCAAGUUGAAAUUGUCCGUCCAUUAUGCUGUUAUGCAGAUUGCCAUCAACUUCUGGUCAUCUUGGCGUCAAUGGCACUCCUCUAUUCAAUUGUCGCUUUGAUUUUCACCAUGAUUGUCAUUCUAGUGGCCACAUUUGUUGGGAAGAGCAUCCUUCUGAAAAUUGCAUUCAUGCUGACCGCCAUUCUAGCAAUUCUUGUAGCUGGAGGCGCAGUGUUUUGCAUUCUGUAUCUUGUUGCCAAUUUCAAUUUGCAUUACGAAUGGAAAUGGAAGUUUUAUUUGGUAACCAUGCUGAUGGCGCAAGUCCUCAUGAUCUUCUACGUGAUCACUCUUCUCUGCCUUAUCGUCGAAAUCAUAGCCCAUGACCGUCGCGUUCGAGAAGAUGAGAGACGCGCCCAAAAUAUACCGACAUGGAGAAGAUACUAA